Molecule: messenger RNA, 9308 nt
Organism: Hirundo rustica (Barn swallow)
Lineage: Eukaryota; Metazoa; Chordata; Aves; Passeriformes; Hirundinidae
Gene: BDP1
Product: B double prime 1, subunit of RNA polymerase III transcription initiation factor IIIB
Exons: 42
Coding region: 10-6990 (2326 amino acids)
Biological process (GO): RNA polymerase III preinitiation complex assembly
Cellular component (GO): transcription factor TFIIIB complex
Molecular function (GO): TFIIIC-class transcription factor complex binding
Source: RefSeq, a predicted model, not a curated record
GCGACCGCCAUGUUCCGGCGGGCCCGUCUCACCGUGCGGCCCAAUGUGCGGCCCCCAGGCAGGGUUGCCGCCACCGGCUCUGGCGGGGUGGACCCAGAGCCGCCGGAACCCCCAGUUUCGGACACUCCGGCGGCGGAUAGAGCAGGGACCGCGGCGGGAUCGGCGGACGCGCGGCGUGCAGAGAGUGAUGACAAGACGGAUAAUACAAGUGACACUGGGGAAGCUAGUAAACCUGCUGAGAUGCUUACACAGAGAAGAAAACGUAUCUCCACCAUGCCAAAUCUUGUCAAACCGAGAGCUGGACCAUUGUCUGCUCAGCGUUCUGCACCAAAACCGCAGAGGCGAGCGUCACAGGCAUCUGAUGGCAGUGGUUCCCUUCAGAAGGAUCCCUCCCCAUCAGAAAAAAGUAACGUUGAAAGCCCUGUAAAAUCUCCCAUGCUUCCUGAGAAGAAAACACCUGUGCCACAAGUGCCACAAUUUUCUCCACUAAAAAAAUCUGUGAACAAAGAGCAGAUCGUUGGUGUAGCUGCUCCAAAAAAUGAUGACAGCUUGCAGAAGACUGCACCCUCUCCUCUCAAGGAGAGACCAACACAGGAAAGAUCAUGCACCCACGAGGAAAAGCUGCCUGUGAAACUGUCUCCUGAGAAAGUCAAACGAACGUGUUCUGACCGUGAAAGGAUCCUCAAAGCUCGGAAAUUAAGAGAAAUGCUUAAAGAAGAGCUGAAGAAGGAGCGUAUGAAGAUGAAACACAGGCCUCCAGUAAUUGAAGGGCGUUCUCCACCAGAUCGUUCUAAAAUGACCAUGAGAGACUUAAUAUACUAUCUGCCAGAAAACAAUCCUAUGAAGUCUUCACUGGUAGAAGAAAAGAGAACAGAAAAAAGUUCUGCACUGAGUCAAAUGAAAGAACAGGAAGAGAAAAAUACUCCUGAUCGUGAAGAAGAGGAAGAGGAAGAAGAAGAAGAGGAGAAUGGGGAAGAAAGUCAGGAUGGCCCACUUCUUGUUCCUCGUGUCAAAGUAGCAGAAGAUGGUUCAAUCAUUCUGGAUGAAGAAAGCUUAACUGUGGAAGUUCUAAGAACAAAAGGUCCAUGUGUUGUAGAAGAAAAUGAUCCUAUCUUUGAGCGUGGCUCUACAACUACAUAUUCUAGCUUCAGGAAAAGUUUUUACACAAAACCAUGGUCAAAUAAAGAAACAGACAUGUUCUUUUUAGCUAUCAGUAUGGUGGGAACAGACUUCUCCUUGAUUGGGCGGCUGUUUCCUCACAGAGCCAGAGCAGAAAUUAAGAACAAGUUCAAACGCGAGGAAAAAGCUAAUGCAUGGAGAAUAGACAAAGCUUUCAAAGAAAAACGACCCUUUGAUUUUGAAUUCUUUGCUCAGCUGCUUGAGAAGGUCUUAGCAGAUGAGGAAAAGAGGAAGCAAAAGACUGUUAAAAGCCAGAGGCCAAAAGAAAAAAAGUCUCCAAGGCCACAGAAGAAGUCAAAAGCAAAAGCUGCCAGCACAGAAGCUGCUAAUGAUCAAGAUGAACUUCAGGAAGCUGGAAUUUCUGAUGCAGAAGCAGAAGCAGAUGGUGUGGCAGCUGAGAAAGAAAAUGAGGAAUCUUUGGGCAUUUCUGAACAGGCAGAAGAACAAGUUUCAUUAGAGCCAGCAAAAAAGAAGAGAAAGAAGAAGAGAAAAGAUGAUGUGGAACAGGAAGUGGAGAAUAUUCCAGAAGAAAUGCCUGUUCCUUCAAGAGAUGCUGAAGAUGGGAAGUCUUCUAAUAAAAGGAAAAAAGUGGUAAAUGAUGCAAGCAGUGAUGGUCAUACUACCUGUGGAGAAGAAGUGGAUUGUACUAUUGAAGGGAAACAAAAUGAGACUGCUGUAACAGAAGAAGAGAGAUCAGAGUCCUGUAUACCAGUGAAUAACCUAAUGGAAAGAGAAGGUGGUGUCAGUUUAUGCAGCCUUGAAGAUAGCAAUGAUGUUAUACUAGAAGCAGGAGCUGCUAUAUUGAGGACCAGAGAUAUUAGAGAUGAUACAUCACAGGAAAGCCAGAUUCCAGAGUUACCAGUUUCAAAUAUUAGAAGCAAGGAAACACAGUCUGUAGAAACUACAGAAUCAAAGAAUGAAGAUAUGCAUCACUCACAAAAAACAGAUGGAAAGCAAAGUGCAUCAGAAAGUGGUUCACAGUCUGAAAUCACGAGAACAAAAAAGUCAGCAGAUAGAAGGCAAUUGCAAAGACCUAAACCUAAUUUAGUGAGAUCAUCUGGAAGGAGGGAGAUGGCAACACAAGACAAAAUGGAAGCCAAAACUUCUCCAACCUUUGCAAAUGCAGGUGAAAAGUGCUCUGAAGAGGACAGUAGAAGAAACAGAAAUGAAGCCACAGAAGUAGAGAACAGAGAUCUGGAUACUGUAUCGCAAGAACCUGAAAAAACUGCAAUUGCAAAGACAGUAGUUAGAGGAUAUCGACAGAGAUUUAAACCUAAUGUUACAAGAGCAUCUGGAAGGAAAGAAGAGCCUGAAAAAGAUUCAAGAAGUGAUAACAUAUCCCAUCUACAGUCUAUGGUGGAAACUGAGAAGAAUAAUAACCAAGGUAAUAGAUCCGGUGUUACCAGUGAAGAUUCUGCAGAAAUAGAUGACAAAGUCCUGGAGACAAUGUCUCAGUCUAAUGAAGCAGCUGGUUUAAAAGAUGGCAAACAAAUCAUGUUGCAUCAAACAUCUCUGAAGAGAGGUAGAAUACAGAGACCAAAACCAAAUCUAGGAAGAACUGUUGCGAGGCAAAAAGAACAGAUAGAUGAAAAAGAUCCUGAAGAGGAGACAACUGAAGGUGGAGAAGCAGAAAAAGAUGUCAUACACCAUCGAGAUGAAAACAAUGAUCCCUGCCUCAAAAGUGAUUUAACAGUUCAUGAAGACACUGAGCCAUCCAGUGUGACAUUAGAAGAUGUUUCUACAGAUUCUGAGUUGAACUCAAUAUAUACAAGACAGUGUUUCCAAGAAAAAUCCUCAGAAGCAGAAAGCUAUGAAAGUGAAAAGGGAUUGUCAGAUGUCUCAAAACAGGUUUCAGAUUCCAGUACAGGGGAAUCUCAUCCUCAGAAGGAAGAGAAGAAAACUGUUGUAUCAUCAACUCGGCUAGUGAGGAUGCGAUUCCAGAGACCAAAGCCAAAUUUAAGAACAGCUAAUAGGAAGGAAGUUCUGGAUGUAAAUAGUAACAGUGCAUCACAGAAAGAUACCAACAAGGAAGAAAAUUUGACACAGUGUGAUAGUGAAUGUAGCAUCCCUCCUGACACAGAUAAAGCAGGAAAAUGUGAGGUCUUAAAUGCACUGAAAUCCUUGGGAGAGGAGAAAUCACUUUGCUCUCAGGAGGUUUCUGAGAGGCCAAGUUGUAAGUCCCCAAAAACAUAUUCAAGAUCAGAGGAUGGUGAACUGGAGUUCUGUCUACCUGAAAUUAGCCCAGAUGACAUUUCUACUACUGUUGCAGGCACUCAAGAAGAACAUCAACAAGCACCUCUUCCACCUAUACAGCUAGCACAGAACAAGAGGUACAAGCCAAACUUGGUAAGAACUUUUGGAAAGAAGGAGUUACAGAUAUCAGAAAAUGAGAGGAAGAAAAAGCCUGAAGCCGAGCAGAAAGAUGAGUUUGACAAUAUUGUCAUGGGUGAAAAUGAAGCUGUAUUGUGUCAAGCAGAUGUAUUAAGCAAAGAGGAACAGGAACAGCAAGAGGUGCCUCAGGUGCUCUCUAUUUCUGAAACCUUAUUGUCUGAACAAAGCAGUACUGAAAAAAUUACCUCCCAAGAAGGCAAGCUGAGUGCUCUGAAGCCAGGACAAUUCAUAAGGAUUGAGUCUAGAUCAAACCUAGAAAGAACAUACAGGAAAAAAAGAUCUGCAGUAGUACAAAAACUUGCUCCCCCAGAUGAAGAAGAAAUUAAUCAAAGAGAGAAUCUGCCUGUGGCAGAAGAAUCUGAAAACCCUCUCUCCUCAAAAGGUGACAUGGAGGUGUUGCUUGUGGGAAAUUUGGCCAAGAAUGAUAAUCUAGAUGUAGAUUCAAGAAGCAUGACAUCAGGAACACUUUGUUCUUCUAAAAAAUCGUCAAAUUGCAACAGCAAAAGAGAGCUGGAGGAGUGUCUAUUUACAGAUGCUAUAGGAAGCAUGCAGGAUACCACAGAAAGGUCCAACAAUAAAUUAAAUUCUGGAGUAGAAAGUGAACCAGGAGCAAGGGAACCCCAUUGGAAGCCAAGGUCAGACCUAAUGAGACUUACUAGGAAAAGAGAUUAUCCUGAAGAGUGUGAAAACAGAGAAGAGGACAACUCUGAGAAAAAAGAAGAAGAGUUUUUAGUAUUAUUAAAAACAGGUGUAUCAGGGCAAAACUUCAGUAAUACAGCGCAAACUGGAUCCUUCUCAGAAACUACAAGGAAAUACAAUUUUGUCGACAAUGUUGAAGAAAUAUCUUGUAAGAGAAUCAGACAGGACAUUACACUCCAGUCUCCAGGGAUAUCAUCAGAGAGUCAGGUAGAACAAGAUAAUGCUUCUCAGCUUUCUACCUCACAGGAAAAGCAUUCAGACAAUCUCACAAGAAGGCCGUUCAGGAGAUCAUCAAAACAGGCAGCACUGCUGGAACAUGUGUUGGAGCCAAAAACUGCUACUUCUUCUGCCUCUGAAUGUGAGGCUGAUUGCAGUGAGAAGGGGAUUCAAGGGCAAGAAGCUAAACAGAGUGUUACCAGAGACAAAAGUCUGAAAACUACACAGAGAAGAAAAUCUGGAAAGGAACCCAGAAGUUCAAAGAUAACCUUUGUCACUCUUCGGGCUUCUCAAGAGGAGGAGGAUGAGGAGCCAGAUGACUUUGAGUUUGAUGAAGAAGAAUGCUUUGCAUCAGAGGAAGUAAACAAGGCUCCAGUGUUUGUUCCUAUAGGUCUUCGAUCUCCAAAACCAAUUCCUGUUCAGAUACAGGAAACCAUAGAGGAGCUCGAAAUAUCUGUGAAUAUUCCAGAUGUGCAGGUGGCUGUUGAUGCUGAAAGUCUUUCUUCUGCUUCUAUCCAACCAGUAGUACAGAGGGAAGAAAAAGAAACAGCCAUACGUGAGACUCCAAAUGUGGACAAAGGAAUUAACGAUGGAAGCGCUGAAGCUGCUAUGACUUUACUUGCAAUGGGUGAUCCAAAUUUCCAGUUAAAAACAAGCACUGAAGAACAGACACAUAGGUCACCUGCUCAAAAUGAUUUGGACACGGCUGAUAGCCAUGUAAUUCAUGCCUACUCCAAAGAAAAUAGACCUUCUAGUCAAUAUUUGCUUGCUUCAGAUACUUCUGUGAAGGAAUUGCUGCUUUCUGAGGAUGGAAACAUUGAUGUAGAGCAUCAAAUCACUGGCACAAGAAUAAGUGUAGAAGAAUGUUCAGAGAUGGAUGCUUCUGAUACCAGUGCUAGCUCUCUGCCUGUGGUGAAUACUAUGACAGUGACAGGAGGCCGACACCUGGAGCGUGAGCCAAUCUCUGGAAUAUCAGUGUCCAGUGAAAACAUAAUGCAAGAAAUACUUAAUGCAAAUUUGCUUGUGGAAAAACUAGAGCAAAUUCAAACUGAUCCUACAACCCUGAGUGGUAACGCAGAAAUACAGAAGCUGGAACCACAAUCAAUCAAACCAGCUGCAGAUUAUUCGUCAGUUCUUUAUGACUUUGCAACUGGAAGUAUGGAACUUACCAAGCAAGUAGAUGAAACUAAGAGAACAGAAAAGCAGAUAAGAGAUGCUUUUGGAAAUUCGGGAGAUUUAAGACAUCUAACUGCAUCACCAAAACCUGAAAAAUCACACCUUGGACUAGAAGAUUGUCCAAAUCUGAGUUCUGUGGAUGAACUGUCUGAGCAAAAUCCUUGUCCUCUUGAGCACCAUAUAGGUACAGUCAACUUUACUCAGAAUGAAGCUUGUAAUCAGGAUGCUCAACAACAUUGCAUAAGGAGCACAGAAGAAACUUCAGUAGUGAAUGAUGAUCAUAGAUGUCCAGAGGAAGAACAGACAUUCAUUUUAACAUUGGUGGAAAUCCCAGCUGACGCAAAAGAGUUUGAUGCAUCUGCUGUGGUGGAACAAACUUCAGAACCAGUACUACCAGCCCCAAUACUUAUCAGCUCAAUAAACGCAAGUGAAACAACUGUGGAUGAAGUGGAGAGUAUUGGAUCCUUGACAACUGUAGCUGGUGAAGUUGCUGCACCUUUAAACAGCAGUAUGGAAACCAAACAACCAGCUCAAAAAUGGUUGGCUCCUGAGCUUGAAGAGAAUGAUUUUUCUCCUUCCAAGAAAGCUCCUGUUGCAGUGGAAGAUAACCUGGAAACCACGUACAAGGGUUAUUCAAUUAAAACCACAGAUGUCCCAGUGGUAACUUCUGGGAAUCCUUUUCAAAAAAUAGAGUCUUUGGCAAAGGAGGAAAUACUUACUUCUGUAUUGGUGUCUGAGUCUAUGUCGCAACUGGCUGAGAGAAGCCAGCUUGAGACUUUGGAGAGUGUAGGGAAAGUACCACUUGAGAAUCCAGCAUCCAAAAAGGGCGAGGAUGUUAUGUCUAGAUUAACCUCUAACAGAAAUGCAGAAAGAAGUGGACAAGAAAAGCAGGAGUAUGAGCAUGAAUGUGCACAGUUGGAAGAUACUGGAAACCCAGCAUCAUCUUCAAAAACUCCAUUACUCAGGGGUGGACGAAAACCAUUGGGAUUUUUAUCUUUAAUUUGCAAAAAAAGUAAUUCUGAAUCUGCAGAAGACACCAAAGGCAAUAGAGGGAAGACCCAAAAGCCUCGAAUUGUGACUCCAAAACGAAGUCUAAAGAAACCCACUCCACCCACUAGGCGUGAUAGGGAAUCUUGUUCCUUUCCCUCUACUUCAUCAUCUCUGGAACAUGAACAGGUAGCUGCUGAUGCUGCAGUUACGGUUCCGAGUAACAGCUCAUCUGAGAAGCCGCCUCUCUGUGCUAAAGAUCAAGAGAAGGAAGGCGAGCCCACCAAAAUCUCUGAGUACUUUUUCAGUGACAUCUUCAUGGAAGUGGAUGAUUCAGAAUAGCAAAUGGGUAUUAUAAAAACCUAGGAUCAGAAUAUACUGGCCAAGAAAAGAGUAUUUUAACAGUUCCAAUUUGUUCUGAUACUCAUGCCACACUUACUGUCAGCCAGUAAUAACAGUACUCUUUUAAAUUAAUGUUGUGAAGAUGAAAUGGAUUAUUUCUGAAGUAACACCGAGCACUUUCAAAAUGCUGACAUAGUCUAAACCGCUACAAUGAUGUCAUUGGACCAGACUGCUGACUGCUGGCUUAUGGUUUCACUUGUCUAGACACUGAUAGUGAGUGCAUGACUAUCCUACAGAAAAAUGCAAUGAAAUAAUGUUUAAUCUUGCAACAAGUAGCCUUUUCCAUUUUAAUGCUAAAGCUUUUUGGUACUGACUGUUCCAAGUUCUUUACUUCUUUUUGUGAAGUACGUGUUUACAUUAGAAAGAGGAAUGAACCUUUUGGAUAUAAUGUAAUAUCUGAAGAUCAGAGUGCAAAUACCAGAAGUGGUGUAGUAAAUACAUACAUACAUAUAUAUGGCAAGCAUUGCAGGUAUUUUUAUUGGUAUCUCCAAACGGCAUAUUUUUAUAAGAGUUUUUUAACCACAUAAUUUAAAAGAUCCUAACGUGAAAAGCCCAAUAGGAUUGGUUCCUUAAAAAUGUGUUGCAAACUUAAAAACACAAUUCACUAAAAGAUGAUAACUCAAGGCUAAUGUUUCCAAACUUUUUUAUUUCUUGAAGGAAGAGAUGGAUGUUUCCUUUCUAGUAUAAAUGGUAAUUUUCUUCUACAUUGGAAAAGAAAACUAUAGAUACAAUUUUUCUUUGUUUUUACAUGUAGUUGUUUGUAUAGUAGCUGACUUCCUCAGUUUCCCUUGUGCAAAGCAGCACAAAGAGAUUGGAUUUAAACCAUGAUCAUACAAUGUCACUUUUGAAGAUCUGCUGCUUUGAAACAGUUGAAUUAAACGGGGUUUCUCAUGUCCAGUGUCUGCUUGUACUGUAACUUGCUAUAAAAUUCUAAUGUAGCUUUAGAUUUUAGUCUAAGUUUUUGCAUAUCUUAUCAAGAAAUUUGUCUUGAGGUAAUUAGGUUUAUGUACUCUCAAAGUCAGGUGGUCACUGAAAGAUUCAAUAUUUAGUCUGAAAUUCCUGCUUACAUGAGUUGAGUCGUAUUAAAAAUUUUCCCAUUACUUAAUACUUGCAGGUACUUUUGCAGAACAAUUCAUUAUGAAGGGUGAAACUGAUGUUUAAAUGGUAUUGUUAAUAUUCUCAAGAAACCUAUCAUCAGGUUUGGGCUGGGUAAUCCUUUACUGACAGGUAAAUAAUACAAAUAAGUAGUUAAUUUUGAAAUAGUUGAUGAAGUUCGAGAAUGUUUUUCUUUUCAGAAGUUAUUGGCAAGGCCUCUGAAGGAACCUUUAAAAUUUUGUCAGAGAGGAGAAAUACAGAAAAAAGCUACUGUUACUGCAAAUUGGUAUGUUAGCUGGUCUCUGCCAAUGAAAUGUCCCUAGCAGCAGUAUUCCUUGAGUUGAUGGAAAAGGGACUAGUGGUCCCGGUGUAGAGUAACUUACUUGGAAGCAUCUGAUCUACCCACCCUACCCCCCAAAACACCCUCUAAAACACCAUCCAGUUUCUGUUCAGAUGGUAUCUUGUGCUUUGCCUAAUCCGUUUAACUUGAAAUGUUUAUCUAAAUAUUGUUUUACUGUAAACAUUAUGAAAGAGAUUAAUGUAUACAUGUAACUCUAUGUGUUUGUAUAUCUUGUAGAUAUCAAGUAUGCAAGUGUUUACUUCCUGAUAUGCUUGGCAUGUUUAUAUCACUUGCAUUCAUAGAGCCUAAAAAUAGCUUCUUGGGGAGUGGCUAUGAGGUAAUUGCUGUGAGUACCUUCUGAGUGAGUUCUGAGGGGAUAAUCAUUCUACAUUUAGUUGCAUACAUUUUAGCUUGUAUUCAUGUUACAAGGGGGAAAAAAUCAACUACUUCAUUACUAAGAUUUAUGGUGCCUUAUCUGCAUUGUUAAUUGGGGCUGUGCUUUCUCUUUCCUUGCAGCAAAUUACAUGCACUUUGUUAGAGUUGUUUUUUUGUUGUUGGUUUUUUUUUUAAGAACAAAUUCAAAUUGAAUAGAAAGAAGACAAUUUUGUGUUCUUUUUUGUGUAUGGAAGCUUUAUAAUGCGGAAGGAGGUAGGAAGAUAUAAUUGAAAUCUCAAUAUGUAUGGGUAGCAUUUUUACAAAGGUGUGGCAUAAAACUGCUUUGCUUAGAGUUGUCUGACACUGUAUCAUCAUAUAUAAGCUUUCCGUGUCAAAGGAAGUAGUCCUAUUCUGUAUGUAAAUUAUGUGAAUAAAUUAUUUUCUUUUA